This is a messenger RNA of Lemur catta (Ring-tailed lemur), 2324 nucleotides long. RefSeq names its product protein CUSTOS-like. The coding region runs from base 688 to 1581 and encodes 297 amino acids. The transcript has a single exon. NCBI's taxonomy places the organism in Eukaryota, Metazoa, Chordata, Mammalia, Primates, Lemuridae. The record is from RefSeq and is a predicted model, not a curated record. Gene Ontology annotation, biological process: Spemann organizer formation; negative regulation of Wnt signaling pathway; Wnt signaling pathway.
GUAGCAGCUCCUCUCCCCCUGAUGUGACAACCAAAAAUGUCUUGCGGGGGUGGGGGGAAUAUUGGCCUAUACUGUGCUUGUUGUUCUGGUGUGUAUUUCUACUUUCAUAAAUAGAUGAGAGCAUACCAUAUGUGCUGUGGUACAUUUUGCUCUUUUUCCCUAAUGAGCUUUAAGAUCUUUCCAUAUCAUUAUAUAAAGAUCUGCUUCCUCCUUUUUUGUGGCUGUAUAUAUAGUAUAUUCCAUUGAACAGGUUUGAUUUCUUUAACCAGUCCACCAGAUUAGAGGUCAGUUGGGUUGUUUCAUUCACCAUUGCCACAGACAUCAUUCAGCAUCUGUUUAGUGGAUGUAGGUGCCAGUCCCAUUGUUCCAGACCUGUAAGCUUGGCUUACUGCACCUACAUGGGAUCCAUUCCUAGGUGAAGAAUUGUUGAGUUAGGGCUGUAUGUAUCAUCUUUAUCGUAGUACACUGUUAAUUGCUGCUGGAAUUCUGUAAAUCCCUUCAAGUAAUGGCCAGUCAUUAUUUAAUAAUUAGACUAUGGAGUGGUUUCUGGGUUCCAUUGUACAAUCUAUGUUAAAAUGUAAUGGAAGUUCUCAAACCUGCCUUCCAAGAACUAUUAAAUGCUAAAGGAUAUCAUUGUUCCAACUCAAUUUGAAUAGACUAACGACUAGAGUAUAAAUUGGCAAAUGGAUGGAGGCACACAGUCCUUUGCGGUGGCUCAAGAUGGCAGUGCGCAACGGCGCCAUGAGCAAUUCAGAUAACAGCAGCAGCGGUGGCCCCAACAAUGCGGAGGGGUUGGCUGGGUGCCUCGAGGCGGCAAUGCCAGCUUGGGGUUGGGAGCAGUGCCCGAGUGGGCCGGAGAAACCAAGAGCUGGUGCUGCAAAUAACCAGUUGCCAACCUCGCACCUCAGCCUGAGGCAUAAGGUGGAUGAGCAUGAACCAGAUGGCAAUGAGCUUCAGACCACCCCUGAAUUCCGAACCCACGUGGCCAAGAAAUGGAGAGUUCUACUGGGCAGAGUCAUUACCAUCUCACAAGUAGUGAAGGAGCCAAGAAAAGCUGAGGUACAGAAAGUCGCCUCGGAGGAUGAUUGUUUCUGCCUUGUCUUCACAUCCAUCCUGGAAAGCGCUGAAAAGGAAGCUUCUCCCAAACCCCACCGAAAGUGGCAGCCCUCCAUCUCCAGCAAGGACAGCGACCAGGAGUGGCAGUGGUACAGGGAGGCAGUGGUGUCGGCAUCCGACAUCCUUCAGGAGUCAGCCCUCCACGGCCCUGUCAGGGUGGAGAAGGAGCCAGGAAAGAAAAGGAAGUUGAAAAAGAAAGCCAAGAAGGUGGCUGGUGUCGACUCUGCUGUAGCCGCCUCCACCAGCACCCCCACCAGCACCACCAGAGAGGCCAUGGUCCAGAAGCAGGAAAAGGAGCCAGGUGAGUUCACCAGGGAGCAUGUGCCACUUGGGACCGAAAAGAAGAAAAGGAAGAAAAAGGCAAAGGAGGCCUGUGAGCCUUCUCCACUCCCACCAGCAAAAAGUGCUGCAGCAGAGCCUACAGACUGCCGUUCUCCCCCGUCUGUGGGCAGAGGGCCCAGCUAGCUCCACGGACAAGGUGCCCACGGAGGGUAAGGCAUUUCCAAGCCCCGCCUCUCUCUCUCCAAGUUCAAGGGCUUGGCUGGCAAGUCCAGACUCUGCCCGUGAGAUGCUGGUCGUGAUGGGGGCUUGCCCAAAAGUUGGGACAAAGAUGUGGCUAUAGGGUCAGAAGCCUAAGCAAGGCCUGCCUCUCUGUGCUCCCACAGGGCCUGGGGCAGACCUAUUAUACCAGAACAUUCCUUCCAGUUAUUCAAGACUACUGGCCAAGUGGUACAGCUCCCAUCUCCCCAGAAGUGUCUGAGGUGGGCCAGUAAGGGGACACCUUUCUCCUCCACCCACCUUAUCAGCCUGGUGUGAGAAACCAUCUGCAGAAAAUGAGGGAAGGAGUCCCCAGGAUGCCACGGCCCAGAGAAACUUUUGUUUCCUCUCCUCAACCCACAUAGACUUGGUAGAAUUUCCUGAAAAGGAAGAGAGAUAUUCCCACCCACCCCACCCCCCUGUUUUCCAGAAUUUUCUCUCUCUACAUUUGUGAAUUUACCAGGCACAGCGAUAUCUCUGAGGCAUCCAGAUUAUCGAAAAUAAAUUGUCAAGAGACCCCCCCCAAAAAUAAAAUAAAUUGACAGAUGAAACAGGAACUUAGCUUUGUAGAUCUGAGGGAUAAUGGCUCAUGUUGACAUGGAAAGGUGUAAUUUAUAGCACAAGCAAUCUCUUUUCCAAACUCCAUUUACCUAAACCUGUAAUUUCACAUG